UGAAAAUGGCCGAUAAAUUGUCGGCACCCAUGUCUGAGUGCGAUCUGUGUUUUAAACCGGAUAGGGACAUGUUUUCUUUCACAUUUAGCAAGCAUGUAGAUUGCGACAUUGUAAGGAAUGUAGUGAGCAUAAACUUUCCUGCGGGAAAUUCUAUCAAACGCUGUUGUAGAUGUUGUUGGCGAAAGUUACAUCAAUUCGCUUCAGUCAGGAGAACAGUUACAAGAAGACAUGAAGUGACUGUGACUGGAAAUCAAAAGCGAAUUAAAACCCCAGACAAAAGUAGCACAGUAACACCAAAGUCUAAAAGGAUGAAGUCAGUAUCUGCUAUGAGAUUGAGUGCAUUACCACACGAUCAAAAACAAAUUGGAAAGACACCACAAAAAAGACCUACUGUGGUAGAGGGACUUAUGAAUAGCCUUGAAAAAAUGAAGCCUUCUCCACAACGAAGAACAGCAGUCAUUGAGAGGCUGAUGAGUAGUAUUGAAAAAUUAAAAUUAGAACUUUGUAACUGGAAACCAAAGAAAUGUCUUGCAUUGGAAUUCAUAGGAUACUUUAUUGAUGAACAGAGGUUAGAAUUGUUGAUUUCUUUUGAGUGUCAUUUUUGUGAAACAUAGUGAUUGCAACUUAAGUUUCAUAAACAUGAUACUUUUGAGAUUCUUCACUCAACACGUUCCUUUGAAGUUCUUAAGAGCUAAAACUUGUGGAAGUCAGGGAGAAAAGGUGACUACAUCAAGAUCAGAUGUCCCUGAUGAUGCUAAAGAGAAGAUUAUUCUGGAACUUGAUGCAGCAAUUUCCCAGAUGGUAGGAAAAAACAUAAGUGUGCUCAGUCAAAAGGAUCCGAACAUUUUAUCAGUAGAAACUAUCUUUGACCAGGCUUAUCGUGAACUUGAAUUGAACAUUCCUUUCUUGUUCAACCUGCUAAGUGCUUUACUUGGUGACAGUGGCAACAAGAAAGCCUCAGUUGUGAUGAUAUAUAGCAUGAUUCUUCACAGUCGAAACAACAAAAUAUCUGCAGUACAACGACUGAUGACAAUCCUUGCUGUAAGAUGUCAUGCGGACAACAAGCUUCUGAGCAGACUAAACAAAAUGCAUAUUACAACAUCUGCUCAAAGCAAAGCAAAUAUUAUUGCUGAAUGCUCUGAACAAUGUGAGCAAAGUGUGAUCAAGGCGAUACAUGAUGGCAAAGAUGGAAAGUUCAAUGGAGACAAUGUGGACAUUUUUGUUCAAACCAAUGACAUUCGCAUGGAGAACAAGUCCAAGGAUUACCACUUCUUUGCUAGUGAUUUUACCCCAUACAGAAUAACGGAUAGUGAUUUCCAAGAAACUGAAUAUCUUGUGAAUUACAUGAAGGAGAAACGAAAUAUUGUCAUAAACAUUGAACGAUUUAAACCUGAUGUAGACAUGUUUAAACACAACAUCAAAAUCUUGAUUGCCCGGCAACUAAUUGAACACCCUGAUUUCAAAUGGAUGGAAAUAGCUGUACCAAAGCACAUACAGUUUCCUCUUCAGGAUGUCAUGUCUCGAAAAACAACAUCAUUUGUAUUGCCUGUUAUGUUGAAGAACGAAAUGAAAUAUGAGGACUGUGUUCAAAUUAUGGAUGGUUACGAAAAAUAUCUUCAGGAAUGGUAUUCAAAAGCUGGUAGAUCUGAUGAUCUGAACAGUCUCAUGGUUCCAGUUGGGGGUGAUCAAUUGACCCGAGUUAGACUUGAUGGGGCAAAGAGUUUGAGAGCAGGUGCACAUACAAGGGCAGAACGGUUUGAGAACCUGUGUCCUGUUUUGGUUGAGAUGUUUCAUAUGCAGAUGGAUUUUCUUGAGAAAACCAUUAUGAAGUUUUUUAAGAAGUCAUCUGGCAGAGAUGUUGGGACCCUGUCUAAUAUUAAGAUACACAUCCAAAGGACAAACGUAAACGGCAAUGUUAAAAGUCGUUUUAAGGCACAUGAGGACUUUGUUCUUCUUGUUGGAAAGGCGUACAUACAAGAAGCUGCUGUUGAGUACUUUGGUAUGCAGGAUUUUGAAAGUUCUCCAACUCGCAAUAUUCCAGAUGGGGAUAUCAGUCGCAGUCACCUUCCUAAAAGGUUGCAGGAAUUUAACAAGACAAUGGAUGGGCUAAUGAACCUUUUGUGUGGUCCGUUAAGUUUUGAUGAAGUUGGAAACAAUGCUAAAGUGCCUGUUAUGAUUGGUGGUCACUGUGUUGAAUUGCCUGUUCAAAACGGAAACAUUGUAGUCAGCGUACAACUACGGGGACAACUAUCGAAGAUCACGAUACCAUUAAAAAUGGUUCAGAAUCAUUCACAUGUGAACAUUGUUGUUGGCGAAACCCCACUGCAAUUGUCUUUGGUGAAGGAAGAUCAGCUCCAAAAUUACAUACUUAAUUUCCUGCAGUACUAUUUUGUGAUGCUUAACUUGAAAGACUCUAUACGAGAAGGCGACAUCUUUCGACUUAGCAACAACCUUAAAAUGACAAUGCCUUUCUUCUUUAGUCAUUCAAAUAUGUCAAAAUACUUUGUUGAAUGUAUAGACUAUAUUUUAAAAACAGAAAUUGUAAUGCCACCAAAAUUGGCCAUUCAAGCAAGAACUGCUGCUUUUGUGAACCGAAAAGGAAAACCAGGGAAAAAUAAAGCAGCCGACAUGGAAAAGGAAAACCAAGUGAAGGACAUUAAGGAUCUCAUUCGUGGACUUGGCGCCAACAAAACUGAAAAAUCCAUUGUUAAAGUAACGGCUGCAGCACCAGUAAUAAAAAACAUUGUAAGUAAUGUUGACAAUCAAAUCGGUUUUGUAGACAAAACCUCUGCGCAUAAGAAACGCAGUAAAAUUGAUGAUAUGCGGACUGUUUCUAAAAUCUUAAGAAAAGUUAGGCCAUUACAUAAGGAACAUGGUAGAAAAGUUGAUAGCAGUAUAAAUAUGCAAGCCAGUGUAUGUGUAGAACUUCGGUGUAAGCAUUCAGCUUUCAUUGAACAAGUAGUGAGCACAGCCCUUCGACUUCAACGGGGGUUUCCGAUGCCAGUAGAAAAUGAAGAGCUGAAUGAGGAUUGAUCAUUUAUGAUCUGGAAUUGGGACUGUAGUUAAUAGCAAAGAAGACUUAGUUGACACAUUUUUAUUGAUAUUCAAUCUAACAGUCAAAAAAUGUUGCAUAGGACAUGUUGCCAUUACACGAGUAAAUGGUUCUUUAGUGGCGUUAUUAUGUGUUUUACAAAACUUUAUUAAGCAAUUAGUAUACUUGUGGCGGCACACUUGACAAGUAUUGUUGCAAAGAGUACUCUGGGCCGGUAUUCUAGAAUCUUCUAAGAGAAAAACCAAGAAUUUUUAGAGAUAGCUGUUUAAUGUACAUGAUUCUGGCAUAGUUUUGUGCAACUCUAAAUAGUAUUCUAUGCAGUGAAGUAAAUUUUUCAUUUUGAGAGCAUUAAUUGUUGAGUUUGGCACAGUUAAAUUGAUAUAAAAUUUCCAUUAAGUCAAAUUUAGUUUUAGAUUUCUCUUAGAAGAUUCUAGAAUACCAGCGCUGCAGGUAAUCACAAAAUUUAAGGUACUUAUUACAUUUAUUUAUUGCCAUCUAAAUGUGUUCCUUAGUAAAUAUUUGUAUGCCUCCCUUCAAAGAAGAGGGUUAUAUUGUUUUGCACAUGUCGGUCGUUCCAUCCACCAAAUGGUUUCCGGAUGAUAACUCAAGAGCGAUAAGGCCUAGGAUCAUGAAACUUCAUAGGUACAUUGAUCAUGAUUGGCAGAUGACCCCUAUUGAUUUUCAGGUCACUAGGUCAAAAGUCAAGGUCACGGUGACUCAAAACAGUAAAAUGGUUUCUAACGUACCAGGGGUAUUCACACAAUGGCUGCCACUACAACUGACAGCCCAUUGGGGGGGGGGGCAUAUCUGUUUGACAAACAGCCCUUGUUUAUGUUCUGUUGAAACAUUGAAAUCUAAGUAUGAUAUCAGAUACUGGAAAUUUUAAUCAUUAAAGUUUUUAACACAAAGUGAUUAUCAUUUUAACAUUAUUAGUUUCCUGAUUAUGUAAAUCCUGUAUUUAAUCUUACACACAAAUGCCGAUCUAUAUUUUUGUUAGUAAUAAUUUCUGUGAUAAUUGUGAAUAAGUAACAUGUAUAUUUACCGUUUGCAUUUAUUGCUUCAUUUGAACAAUAUAGACAGACAUUGAGCUUUUAUGGUUAUGUGCAUUUCAGUCCAAAAAGUUUGGUAAUUAUAACUUAAAAUACAGAAAGAAAUCAUGUAUAAAACUGUUCUACUUUAAGAGAUGUUAAUUUUUAUCAUGUAUUGAAUCAUUCUAGAAACACAUAUAUAUUAACAAUUUUUUAUUUACAAGUAAACAAGCAAAUCCAGUUGCAUAGAGCCGUUUAUUGUUAUUGUAACGAUUUUCAACAUACAUAUAUUGUAAUAAUAGUGUUAUUUAAAUAUGCAAUAAAUUGAAAAGAUAUUAAACAUAAAUAUCAUGUUUUUACCAGGCAUUUAGUGACUACUUGCUAUGGAUAAAGAAGGACCGAUAUUGAUAGUUGCAAAAUUGAAUAAUAGUGUCAACUUUUGACCUAGAUUAGUUGGACUAGUGUAACAUAUAUGUAUGCAUUAAGGAAGUCAUCAUAAUCAGAACUGAUGAGUACCCAACAUAAACAUUCAGAAUACCGGUACACUAUAAACACAUUGUUAUUGACCUAGUUGCUAGAAAACCAUUAAAAUGGGAUUUAGGUGAAAAAAUGUGUUUUUUUUCAUAGUAAUUAAAUACUCCAGUAAAUAUGACAUUGUCUUUCGCAUUAAAAUACAUCUUUUCAGACUAUUUUCACAAAACUUUACCAGGAAACAUCUGGUAUUUCUUAUUCAAUUUCAAGUAAAUUGAUUUUUGGAUUGAUCAAAUGUGAAAGUUUAAGCAACUGUGUUAUGUUUAAGGAUAGGUACAUAGCAUGUACUUAAUUAAAAUAUGUUGCCCAAUUCUAUCAGGGACCUAUACAUACCUGUUUGUAUAGUCCCUGUUUUUAUAAUAUACUUUAACUUGCAUGUAUAAUGUAUGCAAUAUUGAAUAAAAACAAGCAAAUAAUUUGAACAUUGUUGUGAUUAAAUUCUUUCAUGGUUCAGAGUUAAAAUGGUUCAAAUUGGCAUCUCUCAGUCAUUUAACCAGCCAUACAAUUACUACAACAACUAUAUU
Molecule: messenger RNA, 5135 nt
Organism: Dreissena polymorpha
Lineage: Eukaryota; Metazoa; Mollusca; Bivalvia; Myida; Dreissenidae
Exons: 10
Coding region: 640-3033 (797 amino acids)
Source: RefSeq, a predicted model, not a curated record